Opisthorchis viverrini is the source of this 1104-nucleotide messenger RNA. RefSeq lists its product as hypothetical. The transcript is spliced from 2 exons. NCBI's taxonomy places the organism in Eukaryota, Metazoa, Platyhelminthes, Trematoda, Opisthorchiida, Opisthorchiidae. Bases 753 to 950 code for a protein of 65 amino acids. The record is from RefSeq and is a predicted model, not a curated record.
ACCAACCCGAGCUCAACUGACGUGCAAUGGAUGCCAAGCUAAGGCAAGCUGAUGAAUGUUUCUGGGGGAAAAGGUACAGAGAUUGCGACGCAAUUUUGGACAGUCUGAGGAGUGACCCCGAGGUUCAUUGGAGGAAGGCCCGUUCGAUAUUCGCACAAAGUACAUUCCCAUUUUAUCUCACAAUUUUACCUUGACAGUCACUUCGUCACCGAAAGAACCAUCCAAAGAUACGUUACGGAGUACAUUCACAAAAGGUCUUGAGGAAGCUGAUAAAGGAUUAGCCGCCAAUCCAAAACACGCCAAUUGUCUGACGGUGAGCCUUUAGAAUUUUCGACGUCAUUUGCAUUGAAAGUGGAAGGGCAUUUGUAUUAAUCAAAUCGCCAAAGUAGAUGGAAUUAACGAGCGCAUCAAAAAAGCCUACGAGAUUCAGGAACUGUGGGAGGUAAUCUGGUUAUGGCAAGUAGAAUUUUUCCAAGGCAGCACUCGAAGUAGACCCUACAAAUGAUUUGACUCUGGGCUGCAUGGGAAUAUGGUAAGUUCGUCUGUCCUCAUGCAUUCCCUAACUCCAAGGUGCUUCACGGUUACCGAUCUACCCGAAGUUAAGCGCCUGUUUGCAAAGGCGUUUUUCAAAACGCCUCCCAAUUCCACCUAUCAGGAAGUACAGAUUGAGCAUGGUUUUCUUCAUUAUUUGAACGUUUUUAGGCCUUAGAUUUUUUGAAAAAAUCCGAAAAAUGUAAGACUGGUGGCUGUGGAUGCACCUUAAUGCUUGUUUGGCAGAUGCCCAAAGAGCUAAUAUAAGAGUUCAAGCGGCAAUGGCCAAAACUUAUUAUCGGCUUAAGGAUACAGCGAAUGCAAGAGUGUAUUGCGAAAAGGUACUCGCUUCAAGUGAUACUGGAUAUGAGGCUGAUGAGGAAAAAGAGGAAGUGCAGAGGAUUUUGAAGAAAAUCUAACACACGGACAUAUUUAUACAUGUGCUUAAAUAUGGGGGUAUAAUUAUAGUUCACAAUGUAAAAUGACGUAGAGAAUGCAUUGUUAACCAAACAUAAAAUUAUAUUCAAGUCUAUGUAAAUUUUGAUGUACAAACGGAUUGGUCAUUCUCGGAAA